AUGUACUACAUAUCUCAGAGAAGGGGCUUCGAGGAUGCGACGGCACUGGGCGAAUCACCUGAUUCUUACAGUGUCCGCGAAGCAGCUGAUGACAGUGUCCGAGCUAAUGUUGGUACAUCGUCUGUUACGGUAAUAAUGAUGUCUAUGACCAAUCCAGUACUUGACUGGUUGAUUCCUCUGAACGAGACACGUUCAAGGCAAGGAGUGUUUGACGCUGCACUUCCUUUUGACCAAACUGAACACUUUUACUCUGUUUUACUCUACGCUACCCUUACAGGAAUCUUCGCUAACGAUUUGAAUUCGAUGUAUUCACCGUUUCUUUUUAUCACAGUUGUCUUUAAUGUAGGACUUUUGAGUACUUCGGGACUGGGGGUGCUAACUAAACUAAAGGAACCGGAUACAUUCAUUAAAUAUAUAGCGUACACUGUUGGCGUUUUCCUUCAUUUCUACAGCGUAGCUUUACCUGCUCAAAAACUAUUAGAUCACAGUGGUGACGUUUCAUUUAAUGCAUAUGAUAUUUGCUGGUAUAAUAUGCCUUCAAAAUCAAAGAGAACAAUAUUAUUGUUAAUACAGAGAAGUCAAGAACCUUGCAAACUAACGGCUGGAAAGUUUUACAACAUGGAUAUGGAAACUUUUUCUGCGGGAGUCAUCUCCAUGUUGAAGAGAAGUUUACAAGAUGUCGAACUCACCUGCACUUAUACACUGUCACAUUGACAUAAUGCUAAAGGA
Belonocnema kinseyi is the source of this 729-nucleotide messenger RNA. RefSeq lists its product as uncharacterized. Bases 1 to 714 code for a protein of 237 amino acids. Gene Ontology annotation, molecular function: olfactory receptor activity; odorant binding. The transcript is spliced from 6 exons. Gene Ontology annotation, biological process: detection of chemical stimulus involved in sensory perception of smell; sensory perception of smell. The record is from RefSeq and is a predicted model, not a curated record. NCBI's taxonomy places the organism in Eukaryota, Metazoa, Arthropoda, Insecta, Hymenoptera, Cynipidae. Gene Ontology annotation, cellular component: plasma membrane.